Molecule: messenger RNA, 11712 nt
Organism: Venturia canescens
Lineage: Eukaryota; Metazoa; Arthropoda; Insecta; Hymenoptera; Ichneumonidae
Gene: Sesn
Product: Sestrin
Exons: 11
Coding region: 2779-5901 (1040 amino acids)
Biological process (GO): regulation of response to reactive oxygen species; cellular response to L-leucine; positive regulation of macroautophagy
Cellular component (GO): nucleus
Molecular function (GO): oxidoreductase activity, acting on peroxide as acceptor; L-leucine binding
Source: RefSeq, a predicted model, not a curated record
GUGCUGUCAGCGGCGUCCAUGGCGCUGUAUUUUUUCCGCUAAUAAAAAAAUCCUGUUCGUGCGCGUCUUACGGUCAAGUGUGUUCGCGUUUAAUCUCGCUCUUCUCAGCAUCUCGUUGAGUGCAUCGCGUCGUUACAUGGUCCUGACAACAACGUUGAAAGAAGGAAUUAGAGGAAGAAAUAGGAGAGAGCUAGAGCGAGAGCGAGUGAAAGAGGAGAGAAAGAGAGAGAGCGAGAGGGAAGAUAGAAAAAAAGAAGAAAACACACGCACACACGCACACACACAAUUCGUAAUUGUCCGGAGUGACUGUGGGUGUGCACGGGGGCAGGAACGGCUCGCCGGUUCUCUCUUGCUUCAGUCUACUGGAAGAUUCCAUUGUGAGUGGUUUUGAAAAAUUUACUUCACCUCCGCGCAUCCUUAAUAUCCUCUUGUUUCUUGUUUAUUUGGCUGUUUUAUUUCGCGUCGACGUUUUACAUUGGGACGUCGAUGCAAUUCGAGGACCAUCAUGAAACACAUGCACUGAUGCACACUUACAAACACGUAUACAUAUCAAGUUACACGACUGGACCCGAAUCUCGACAAUAAGAAGAAUAGGAUUUAUCGUAAUUAGUGAAAAAAGGGGAGGAAAAAACAAAGCAAAGAAGGAGAACAAGUGAUUUGAUGGAAAGUGGAAAAGCAUUGUGAUAGUGUUUUUAUCUUCGUUUUUCAAUUCGGGGGGAUCAAUAUAUACACGUGUAGAUAAUACAAUUCGUUAGCGAUCGGAGAUUCCGCGGCGGUGAAAACGUGAGAGACGUAAGGCGUUAUAAUCGGAAAAGUGUCGAUAUGCCGUGUGAAAAAUGGAAUAAUCGGUAUGCCACGAAUCCGAGUAACCGAGGGGCCUGAGAAGAUAAUAAAUUGUGCGUUCGUGAUUAAACUUGGCCGUUUUCAUUCGUCUUUUUCGCAUUAUAAAAUGUCUAAAAGCGCGUUGAUUAAUAAGGGGGGAGCCUGCUAAUUCGGCGAGUUGCACGAACUCUCGAGUGUUAACCUCGAUUUCCUUAUGCUACUGUUCCGUCGUAGGAGAGGCGAAGAGCACGUCGAAGAAGGAGACGGCGGUGAGGAAGCGAAGGAAGAGGAAGAAGGAGGAGCGGAGGAGCAGGAGGAGGAGGAGGAAGACGAGGAGAAAGCCCAAUCACGAAGAACGAGGAGAUACGGAUUUAUUUUCUAAAAAUAAAUCGAAAAAGGAGCAACUGGGUACCCUGCAAUUUACAGGAUCGAUAUAGCCUUCUUUCAACUUUGUUUUUGUUUUUCAUUAUUUUUCCUCAUUGCGCCUCGUAACAACCAUCAAUAUUCUCGAGUCCAAGAGCCUCGAAGGAGCUUACUGGAAAAUUUUUCACGGUUAAAUUGCACCGAGAAUUGGUCGAUCGAGCGGGACUCGCCGUCGUCGUAUUCUCAUUCACCGCAGGAGAGCAGUAAAACGGGGAGAGGCAGGUUCGUGCUCUCGGCUUUACGAGUGAUAUUUGUUGCAAACUUGUGCUGUUGUAGAAACCACAAAAAACGAAAACAUCUGUGGACGCCCUCUCUCCGGUAUCCUCGUGCUGCGAAGAGCGUUCGACUCUAUUCCCCCGAUCGCCACAUUUCGAUUCAUCUUUAUCCGUCUGCCCUCGAUGAGAUUGCAAAAACCUCCCGAAGAUACCAGAUCACGAAGGCGACUGUUCGAUCUAGAUUGAGGCCCGGAACUCCGCGAAACUCCCCACACCAAACGAGGAUCCCAAGCUCAGUCGAUCAAAGACUCCAACAAAUCGGCCAAAUAUUUCCAACCAUUUCGUAACUAACAUACAUUUUUCAAAGCAAUCAAUCUGCACCAGCUCAAAGUGGAACCGAAGGAGGGAGCGACCAAUCGAUAAGACCGCUUCCAACUCAUCGUCCUGCUUCUCUCUUUUCCACUUUUUCGACAUUCUCACUGAAGCACUCAAUGUAAAUGGGCCUCAUGAGGUCCAACAGGCGAACCAAGUAAUUACAUAAAUUACUAAAGAAUUUCAAAGAAAACGUGAGAGAGAGAGAGAGAGAGAACAAAGAGAAAUAUAUCUAUAUACACCCACAUAUAUAAAAAUAAAUAUCAAGUAUUAGCCAAGAAUCCCAACGAGUAUUUAAUCACAAGAAAAAGUGAGAAUCUUUUUAUGUAAAUAUAAAUAAAUAUAUGUAUAUGUAUGUGUGUGUGAUGUUCAACGACUGUGAGACCGUUGAAUUUGCGAUGAGAGAUUGAUAUACACAUAUAUAUAUGAAUAUAUAUACCUACAAACACACACACACACACACACACAUAUAUUGUGUACAUACUUCGAGAAAGUAUAAAAGAGUUGGGGAAAACAAAAGAGGCCGAAGGAUUUAGAAGAAUAAAAAAAUAAGAAUAAAAAAAAAAGGAAAGGAACGAGGCGAUCGUAGCUCCGACUCUGUUGAUUCGAGUCAGAUUUAUAUCGAGCCACGUUGAACGAGGCUGUGAAUGGGUUGAUAUAUUUGUUAGAGUUAAAGAAAAAAUCGGUGGAAAAGAUAUUCGAUCGGUGGACGAGUCUAGAAUCGAUUGGAUUGGAAUAUCUACUACGAGAGACGACGAGUCUUAAGGUUGUACACCCGCUAUAUAACCGCGAGUGUUCUUUCGCUGGUUCGUCUCGAACUAGUGCCUUUGGGUUUAGCUUUUGGCAUAUCGGGCGACUCGAACUCGUUGAGUCACCGUGAAAAGGGCUGUGCAAAGUGGCAGGAUCGAAUAAGGAAGUGGGAAAAGUGAGGAAAAACAUCGACGGCAUGUACAAAGACCCCAACGGCUCACCCGGAAGCGGCGGCGGCGGCGGCGGCGCCUCGGCGAAGGGCGAUGAGGUCGAGCUAGUCAGCAGAUUCCUGGCACCUUUAUGCGCCCGGGAUGAGACAGCCAGGAAUAUCGCCCUCGCAGCAGCUAGAACUACCGUCGAGGGAUGGCUCGGCGGUGUUGGCAGUCCUAAUCAGUGGGAGGACACGACCGAGAUUGAAAACACGAGCGAAGAAUAUCGCAAGUUCAAGGCUCAAGAUGGAAGAUACGACAUGAGUAUUGAGAGGUCGCCACAAAAACCGGUGCCGAAGAUCUCCGAACAUCGCCGUAACGAAAAUAUGCAACAGAAUUAUAUCCGAACGCACCAUUCGUUGCAGGACGCAUUCAGAAUCGAGAGUUUCUUUCCACAAAGCGUUACGGAGAAUUCGAGGCGUUUUGUUCGCGAUAAUAGUCUCGAUACCGGUGAUAAAUUUGGUGGAGGCUCGUACGAUUGUGUCGACGGUAAAUUCGGCACCGAAAGCCAAAGUAACGGAGGAUCCAAGGACAGAUGGACGAGACACACGGGGAUGGCGAUGAGCGAAGGCGUUCUGGAAAAAUUAGGAAGAUCAAAUUCAUCGGACGAGGGCAAGGGAUUCAAUGUUACGGAUGAGAAGGGAGGCCGAAGGUACCGGGAAAACAAUGUGCUCGAGACCCGUUUCAGUUCGAGCAACGAGAGCGAGCGAAAGUUCAUCGGCUACGUUGGUAGCAACCCGAGAGACAUGUACGACGAGGCUUGUAACGACGAGACGAAGCAGCAGCGGGGCCUCAAGUCUUCUGGCAAAAUAGGCAAAGCCACGAGACAGAUCCAAUUGGACGACGAUUACCUGGACUCGGACACAAGAAUUUAUGGCAAGAGUCCGAAAUUCGAUGAAAGUCACAGUGGCAACUUCGCUCCGUACGAAAGCCUCUCAAAAAGCGUUAAUUACUGGUCGCGUACCGAUUAUUACGGGACGAGAUACGAGCGCGAGGGGGAACGUCACGAUCGACGAAACCUCAACAUUCGCUCGGCCGCGGGCCGAAAAUUUUACGAGUGCAGCGACGACACUUUGUUCGACGACGAUUACUCUCCUCGCUCGAAUCGCAAUCGCGAUGGCGUUGUUUUCAACACUUUGGAAGGCUUCGAUCAAGAAAAUAUGAACGCCACUUGCAGCAAUGCGAAUGAGGAAGAAGUUGGCGAAUACGGCGAGGACGACGAUGAAGAACACUCGGAAAAUAUGAAUCUCGAGAACCCCGAAGAUUCCAACUACGAGAACGUUCGAUUGGAAAACUCGUUCGGUCUCCCUUCACGACCCUCCGACGAUCGUCGCUCCAUUACCAAAAGCGCCGAUCAGCCGACCGGCCAAAGAGCCGAAUCUCACGAAGAGCAUUAUUUGCGCAACGGACCCGAAAGAAAAUUCAGCGCUGGACAAAUAAAACGACCGCUGUCCCAGGACGAAGACGUUUCCUCCAAAAGCGGUCGCACCCUCGAAGGACCCGAAGUUACACCCGGUGACGUCGGCAGGAUGCUCAACCUCGGCAACGCUCUCGAUGGACCACGCCAGGCACAGCCCAACAAAUAUUUGAGUCUCGUCACUCUUCACCUACCGGUUAUCCUCCGUCUCAGUGUCAACUGCCCUUUUGAGAACGUUCGCAUCAAAUGCUCCGAAAUCCUACUCAUGGUCAAGGAUCGUGGUUUACCAGUGCCAGAGCCUGCAUUCGAAGGACCAAGUGCUUUCGUGCCCACAUCGGAGCUUCCGGAUCUGAACAGCCUCGACGAAAAAACACACAUGCUGUUGAUGGAUGCCUUCCUGCAAAACAACAGACUGGACCAUGUCUCCAGGGUAAUGUCAUCGCAUCCCUCGUACCUUGAACACUUUUUGAGGACCCAACAUUUUGUUCUACGAGGCGACGGACCUCUACCUUACGAUUACCGUCACCUCAUUGCCAUAAUGGCUGCUGGUAGACAUCAAUGCAGUUAUCUGAUUAAUCUGCAAAAAGGAGAAUUCAUUCUUCAGGGUGGUGACGCCCACUGGCUUCAGGGACUGAGAUCGAUACCGGACAAAUUGCAAAAUUUGUACGAAAUCAACAAGAUCCUAGCACACAGGCCAUGGCUCCUGAACAAAACCCACAUAGAGAAAUUGACGAAAGGCGCUGAUAAUUGGUCGUUGGCCGAGGUCGUUCACGCGAUCGUACUUCUCGCCCAUUUCCACUCCCUUUCGUCUUUCGUAUUCUCUUGUGGUAUUACCGAGGAACUUGACAACGUUGCGGGUCAUCAUUACAAGGAAAAUGUUCAGGACAAUAGCAAUACUGUACAACCUUCCAAAGACAAGCUGAUAACCAGCCCAAAAAAGAUUCCCAACUGCGGUGGCAAGACUGAACCAAUCCCAUCGCCACCAUUGUCACCUAGCAUCGUCGGCGAACAGGAAGUCGGAGUCGAAACCCUCAUGGAACGAAUGAAACGCUUGUCCGAAAAGUCAGAAUCGUAUCAAAUAACGCAGGAAGAAUUGUCUAAGCGAUUUGAAACUGUCGAAACCCAAUCAGCCGAGUUGGCAGCCGCACCUCAAAGGAGUAGUUCUGUUCUUGAUUCAGACAUCGGCCUUUUCAUCGAGGAUCCCACCUUCAUUUAUCAAGACUUUGCCAAAAGAGGUCAGCUGAAUGAUAUACCGACGUUUCGUGUACAAGAUUAUUCCUGGGACGAUCAUGGCUACUCACUCGUAAACAGACUUUACAACGACGUUGGAAAUCUCCUCGACGACAAAUUCAAAACGGCCUACAAUUUAACUUAUUACACAAUGGGCACACACAACAAGGUCGACACGUCGAGAUUCAGGCGGGCCAUAUGGAAUUACAUACAAUGUAUGUUCGGCAUAAGACACGACGAUUACGACUACAACGAGGUCAAUCAGCUUCUUGAACGUAGUCUGAAGACGUUCAUAAAAAGCGCUGUCUGUUAUCCCGAACGAGUAACAAAGAGAGAUUACGAUCGAGUCAUGCGAGAAUUCAAACAUAGUGAAAAGGUUCACGUAAAUUUAAUGAUACUGGAAGCACGAAUGCAAGCGGAAUUACUGUACGCUCUUCGUGCGGUGAUGCGAUAUAUGACUUAGACGUGUUCGAGACUCGUUCGUUCUUCCGUAAAAGCGAAAACGGUUGGUUUGUUUCGAUAAUAACGAUCGAUCCAUCAACAACAAUAACAAGCAAAAAACUUGCUCUCGCCCCAGAAAUAGGUCCACGUGGCUAUUUUUUUCCUCGUGAUAUAAUCAUAUAUACUUAUACUCCGUGAUAGGACGAGGAGAAAGAGAGAGAGAGAGAGAGAGAGAGAGAGAGAGAGAGAGCUGCAAAUGCAGAACAAAAGAACAGGAGAAAUAGAAACGCAAUCGAGAAAGACGGAGAAACCUGAAAUAAAAUGUGAAAUUCGUGUUGAGAAAGAAUUGUUUGAUUUUUAUUGCAUCGUCAAACUCGAACGAGCGAUGAAAAAAAACACGAGAGUUCGAGAUUAUACAAUGAGACAAAGAAGCGAAAGAAUUAACGCUGAUUUAACAACUUCAUUGGAGAGAAAGAGAGAGGAAGAAUGGGGAUGGUUUUUCGAUGAUGAAAUAAGAAAAAUGACUCGAUUAGCCCCACGGGCUGUAUCGUAUAGAUCGUACUGAUUGAUUUUAUAUUGAUUUUCUUGUUUUGUCGUUAAAACACAUACACAACACACACACAUGUAAUUUUUAAUCUCGAAUACGAAACUUUGGGUUGAAUUUGUGGAUGCCCUUUUGCCGGUUAAGCAUAGUGGUCUAUUGAAAGUCCAAUAUAUUGAAGGAUUUCAGAAAAAAUGAAAUAUAUAACAUAAAUAUAUAUAGAUAUAUAUUAAAAAAUGGAGAGCGAUAAGAUGAAAUCAAUGUUUUUAAGCUUCGAAAGGUUGAUUCGAAGAACUUGGAAGCAAAUAAUAGCUGUAGCUCCGUCAGUGAAGGGAAUGAAGAGAUACAGAAGGGAAAGAUCGAGAGAGAAAAAGAGCGGGAUAAAAAAGAAUAGCUGUGAGGAUGUUUGGGUCACCAAUCUUUGUGAGAUUUUCGAGAAAAUAAAAUAUGUAGAAAUAUAAUUUAAACAUUUAGAACUGAGGAGAAAAAAAAAUAUUAAUAACUUUCACUCUGUAAAUACGAAGCAUGUAUUUUUCUACGUUCGCACGUGCGUAAAACCGUGAAAAAAUUUUCUUUGGCUCUCGUCCAUUGCGAUCGUUUGAUUGUCAGCUUUUUAUUCUCACUCAAAACUCCUGCCGUAAAACUUUCUAUCAAUAAAGGCACUCUGAUUUCUACGUUUGAAUUUGCGACCGUAAUGCGGAACGAGGCCUGGAAAAUUGAUUGAAAGAACUUCCAUCGAAUUUCACAUGCGCCAUGAAAAAAAAAUAUUGAAAAGUAGUGACGUCAAAUGGAGAUUUUUCGAGAUGCAAGGGUGCCUAGAUAGGCAAGUGUAUUGUCGAUUGAUUCACAAGUCCAGAAUAACGCUAACAAGAGAGGCAGUUUUUAGCAGACGAAAAUAAAUGAAAAAACAAAUAUAUACAUAUACAUAUAUAUCGAUAUCUCGAAAACAUACGUCGAUGACAUUGCGAGUAUUCAACGAAUUAUUCAUGCCUUCGAUGUGAGUAUGCUUAGCUAUUGAUAUGGAUGAAUUGAAAAACGGUGCGUUUCGAUUGUACGUUGUACAUGCGUGUAUAUGUAUAUACGCAUAUGAUUUGAUAUAUAUUUAUAUAUCCAUACACAUUCAUGUUCAAGUACGAUUAAAAAAAAUGAUGGAGAUAUAAUUAACGAACGUGAUACCCAAUGAGAUACUGAAGGAUAAGUGAAACGAUCGCAUUGUAGAAACCUUAAGCUUAUCAAAUUCGAUGUACUUUUAAACGUAUCGUAUGCUCGAUGAGAAAGAAAAUCCCCGCAAACAGUUGGUUCGUUAAAAAACGAAAACAAUGGGUUUGAAGAGAGUUUGAUAGAAAACAUAAGAAAAGCAAACGAACAGAGUGAAAAAGCAUAACUUCAUAGUUGAUCAUAAUCCAUUGCGAACUGGUAAGAGUACAAUCGAUAACAGUUGAUCGGUGAGCUUACAGAUAUUCAAAUUCUCGAAUCUUUCUGUAACAAAAAAAAUCAACUAUUGCGUUGCACCAUAAAAGUCGCUUUUACAUCGGAAUAAUAUAAAACGAUUUAGUUCGAGAGGAAUCAAAUCAGUGUAAUUCGUAAGGCAAAGAGGCAACAUAUUAGGAGGGGAAACGAAAUGUUGAAUUUAUGCAUCGUUGAAAAACAACGAAUUCCCUCUUUUUUUUCUCGCAAUGUCAAGCAUCCAUUGGCACUUUGACGGCUACAAAAUUGUGUCACACUUUUUUGUCGUAAAAUAAUAUAAAUUUGCUAAAAAAUUCGAAGAAUUUUCAAAGAUUAACACAUCUUUCGCUGUGUUCCAACGAUGCGAAACACAAUGACAUGUAAAAAAAAGUUUACCGUUGUCACGAAAGAAUGAGAAGAAAAUGAGGCGUCACGAGGCAUACAUACGAAUUAUACAUGUUCUGUGAUCGCGUAUAUAUUAACAAAUCUGUAUAUAAAAAUAUAUAUAUAUUGUAUACAUUAGCGUGUUAAGAGAAAAGCGAAAAGAACGUAAAAAGAAAGUGAAACAAUGACGGGAAAUUGCGGCCACGAUUAGAACGAAGGCAAGAGAGGCAAGAGAUGGGCAAGAUAAAGAAAGUGUGUGCAUCAAAUAUUGAAGAUGACUCGUAAACCAAUAAAUUCGAGCCUCUUAAUUGUGCACCACAUUAAAAUUUCAAUGUGUGUGUUCAAACUUUCGUCAAGCUUCUGAUUUCACUGAGUGAAAUUCACACAAAAAUUCAACAAGAGCGGACGACAUUUAAAAAAAAAAAACAAAACAAAAAAACUUGACGGAAAUUACGAUCCCACCGGUUUUCAGUUACUUUUUUGUCAGCAGAAACGGUUGCAUCCUUAACCGGCUACGAAUUCUUUGUCAAGAUAGAGAAAAAAGAGGGAGAAAUAAUAAUAUAUUGAUUGGAAAAAAAUUAAAAUAAACUCUACGAAUUCUGCACAAUCUUCGACCAAUAGUUACGCGCCCGUCGAUCCUCACAACGACGGGCUAUUUUACAGGCAAACAUCUACAUAUCAAACUAAUGAAAAAAAAAAAAAAAAAAAAAAAAAAAAAACACUUGAACAAAAAGAACGAAGUAAAUCCUUAAUAAUACUAAAUUCUCGUUGGUGCUCCGCAAAGUUUUCGGUAGUUUCGUUAUCGACGCAUUGUUUAUGGAAGAAAAAAUAAUAUAUUUGGACAACAGCAAAAACAAAAACAAUAUUUCUUGAAGGUUUUCGAUUUAUUAGGCCUAGCGCAGAACUUGUGGAUUCUAAAACGACAGUAUUGUGUUAUAAGUUGUUUAUCGACCGUUAAUUUCGACAGGUUUUUUUAAAUCUCUUCUCUCUCAUUCUCUUUUUAUCACUUUGACUCUUGUGUUCUCUUUACAUUACGUUUCAAUCCUUUUUAUUUUCAUCCGAAGAAUUUUACGAAUGUUUGCACUUGUUGUUUACGGUUGUUCGUCGCGAUAGAAUAUUGAAACGUGGUUUGCAAUUAUUUACCUUGAAAUUCUCACGUCCAAAGAAGUCAUAUGAGGCAAAUAACCACGAAUCGGACGGGAGAGUUAAACAGAUAAAAAUAAAAACUGAAAGGAGUGGAAGAAAAGCGAGAAAGAGCGAACGCGACAGAGAGUGGGAGAGAGAGAGAGAGGGAGAGCGAGAGAGAGAGAAGUGACGUGAAUCAGUUGGAACGACAAAUCGAUUAUUAGCGUUGAAGAAAAAAAUUGAGAAUGAGAAAGAGACCUUGUGAGAAAACUUUUUAAAGGAGAAAAUGAGAAAAUUUUGUUUCUUCUUUUUUUAAACGUCGGUAAAGAAAAUCUUUACGAAUAUCGAUCAACGUUUUUCUCUUAUUCUCUUUAUUUUUCUAUGUAUCGUGUUUUUAUCUAUAGUUAACUUUUAUUGAAACCAAUUACCUUUUUUUUUUAAUCGGUCCCUUAUUUGUAAUAUGCCAAAACCCUGUGGAGAUUUCACAGGGCUGUUUAUUUUCAUUGUUUUUUUUUUCGUUUUUUUUUUUUUUUUAAAUAUCAUUAUUCAUUCAAAACAAACGUGCAUACACAGAAUGCGAAUUUUUGCGAACGCACCUCGACGCUUCUCGAGAAGAAAGUGAAUUAAUGCAUAGAAAAAAACCCUCAAAGGGGAAAAAAAAUGUUGAAUCAAAAAGAAUCGCGAGUGCGCUUGCAAUUUUCUCGCUGAAUGAUCUCUUCGAGGGACUGAGAGAUGAAAAAAAAUUUAGACUUAAAAACAAAUCAAGACACUGUUCUCUUAUAUAAUUGUAGAUUUCGUUUUUCGUUUGUUUUUUUUGUAUUCGAGGCAGGUAGAUGCUUUUUUUGUGAAGCGAGAUUCAGGACUCGUUGGUCGGUGAUUUUUAUGCGUGUAACAUGGAGAUGAGAAACGCGAAGUGACGUUACGCGAGAGAUCCUCCGAAGUGUGCGUGUGUGUGUGUGUGUGUAUGGGAAAGUGAGUGUACGUAAGCCUGUGUGAUUUCAUAUAUUGAGAAUGAAACAGAUAAAUAUUCUGGAGAAGAAAAAAAAAGAGAAAGAAAAUGUGUGUCGACAGAAAAUGUUUUGUUGGUGGAAAAAAUGAAAAUUUGAAAGAUGGCAGAGUAUAGUUAUUAUUUUCACUCUUGUAAUUUAUUUAGCAACAAAGACAGGCUUGUCAGGAAAAGAAGCCGUUAUAAACGAUUGAAAGAAAUAUGAGAAAAAAAUUAUAAUUAUCGAAGAAAAAAUCGUUACUUCUGUGAGGACGAAAUUAAGAGAAGAGAAAAAAGAACAAAAUGAUCAUUCGUCAGCAUUAAAUCAUAGUGGCCCUUGAUUUUGGAGCUUUUUUCCGAAAUUUCAAUCUUUAUUUUUCUUGUUGUAAGAGCCUCAUUUUCGUCGAAAUGUUUCAUCCAUCUUCUUCUCUUUUAUCAGACUGCUAUUGCUGCAAAAAACUAGAUCGUCAGCAAAAACACGUUUAAAUUUUCAUACGCCUGUUUAACAAGCGUUUCGUAUUUAUAGUCAACAAACUUUUCAGCAAGAUGCGCUUGACGAGCAAAACACAAUGAUAGAAAUCUGUGAAUAUAUGUGUAACGAAAAAUCGAACCGUACGAAGUAAUAUUUUCUUUUGCGAUUCCAACAACAAACCCAUCUUUCGAAACCAUCAACCAUAUUAAUUGUAUACCAUGCUACCACAAUGUAUAGUGUGAUAAUUCUUACGAGCUGAAUUUGCUCUGUGUCAUGGAUCCGAGAAAAACAAAUAUAUAUAUUAUAUAUGAAUACUGAUUUUUUUAAUGACAAGUGAGAAAAUAAGUAUGAGAAAAAACUGAUAGAGAAGGCCUGUGAGAGUGGCCAGGAAAAAGAAAAUCGUCAACGAUCAUUGUACCUUAAAACAUCUGUUUCAUCCACUGUUCGAAAAAAAAAAAAAAAAACAAAGAACAAUUAUACUUUCUUUCGUUACGGGAAUGAGGAAACCAUCUUUUCCAUGAAGCUCUUAACGAUCGAGUUAAGCUGAGCGGUCAAUGCCUAACUCUUUCGUCAAUCUUUAUGGAAUUUUCUUUUCGGACGAAAAAUCGAUUGAUCAAUGCAGAGAAUAUAAAAUACUUGUGCUCGAUCGAUUAAAUAUAUGAGCAUUCUCAAUACGCAAUCCAAGGGCCAAUGAUCGUUACGGAGAAAAAUAUGAAAAACAAAGAAUAUGCAAAUGAUAGGAGGAUCGUAUGUGAUGUGAUUUCUUUUAUAUCGUAACAAAUAAUGAACACUUUAAGAAAUGUUAUAGUUUCGUAUAAGCGAUAUGUUAUUUGUCAUUUAUUUUAUCCCUUAAUAAAUGAUGUUAUAUUAUAAAAUGAAA